This is a messenger RNA of Blastomyces gilchristii SLH14081, 2439 nucleotides long. Its product is annotated as intermembrane space AAA protease IAP-1. Gene Ontology annotation, biological process: mitochondrion organization; protein quality control for misfolded or incompletely synthesized proteins. Gene Ontology annotation, cellular component: mitochondrial inner membrane. The coding region runs from base 1 to 2439 and encodes 812 amino acids. The transcript is spliced from 5 exons. Gene Ontology annotation, molecular function: metalloendopeptidase activity; ATP-dependent peptidase activity; ATP hydrolysis activity. Lineage: Eukaryota; Fungi; Ascomycota; Eurotiomycetes; Onygenales; Ajellomycetaceae. The record is from RefSeq and is a predicted model, not a curated record.
AUGGCCUUCAACGCUCCGCUUUGCCUGCCCAAUGCGGCAGCUUUGACUACGGAUCUUUGGCCUUCCGUAGCUAAUGCUCUGGCAACGCCGUGGAAGAGUUUUGGCCGGCCAUCGUCAUCGGAAAUUCGUCCUGCCAAGGAACGUCAUGAUCUUCUUCCGAGCCGCCGGGAUGAAUCUUCAACGGUUCAAUCUCAUACGGCCCUUCCUGAGUGUUUGAAGUCAGUCCCGAUGAACGCUCUGCGAAACAGCUCCAAAGCAAACCCUGCGUUUGGCCAACAAACCCUGUCUUCAAUAUUUUCUUCUCCUACUCGGACAACUAUUUUGAACAACCGGAUUCCUUCGACGGCGAACAAUGUCAAAUCGACCUCCCCACGCCAGUACUCUACCAUUUCUCUCCUCCAACUCGACCGUUCGCGGAGGAUUCCAGAAUUGAAAGGUGUUUCACAGAUUCAGCAGCACAGAUUCCUUUACGGCGGACCUUUCCAGAAUGUCUUAGCCCACACUGAGAGAACCGCAAACAGCAAACCUCAUAGCGUGAGCGCCCAAAAUGCAUUUUACAACGCCUUGCUUCGCGCCAACAUGCCUGCAAUCAUCAUUGAACGAUACCGGAGCGGAAAGUAUGCCAGUGAUGGGUUCAGUGAAGCUACAUACCUAAAGGCUCUUGAGCGUGUCGGCGGCUUGGAUGCUAGCGCUGGUUUCAGGCCUGCACAGAACCAAUUUCAAUCGCAAAAUCAGAAUCUCAACAAUGAUCAACUCCAAGCGGUUGGACAAGCGGUUGCGGCCCAUAUGAAUGGGGGACAAGUUGGACUAUCUACGAAAAAGGACGGUACUGGAGCCAAGGAAUCCCCUCUGUACGUUGUGGUGGAGGAAUCUCUGUCAAGCUCUAUUUAUCGCUGGGUCAAAUUCAUCUUCAUUUUCCUGCUCUUCACCUACGUCUCCUUCGUCGUGAUCAACAUUAUCGCAGACACUACAGGUAUACUGAAAAACGUGCGAGGCUCCCAGCCCAACGAAGCGCAACCGCAGCACCAACAAGUUCGGUUCAGUGAUGUUCAUGGAUGCGACGAGGCCAAGGAGGAACUACAAGAACUAGUCGAAUUUUUGACUAACCCUGAACGCUUCAACACGCUUGGUGGCAAACUACCCAAAGGUGUGCUCCUGGUUGGACCCCCUGGUACAGGAAAAACACUACUUGCUCGAGCUGUGGCUGGAGAGGCUGGUGUACCUUUCUUUUACAUGUCUGGAUCGGAAUUCGAUGAGGUAUAUGUUGGUGUAGGAGCCAAGCGUGUUCGCGAAUUGUUCAAUCAAGCCCGAACCAAGGCACCUGCGAUCAUAUUCAUUGACGAAUUGGACGCGAUCGGAGCUAAGAGAAAUGAGAGAGAUGCCGCCUACGUGAAGCAAACUCUGAAUCAACUUCUGACCGAACUCGACGGGUUCUCCCAGUCUACUGGCGUUAUUAUCAUUGCAGCAACCAACUAUCCUAAACUACUCGAUAAAGCCCUAACACGACCUGGCCGGUUCGACCGCAGGGUCGUAGUCGGCCUUCCUGACGUCCGCGGCCGCGUUGAUAUCCUGAAACACCAUAUGAAAAACGUCCAAAUAAGCACAGAUGUUGACACUACUGUUAUUGCCCGUGGAACACCUGGUUUUUCCGGCGCCGAUUUAGAGAAUCUCGUCAACCAAGCUGCCAUUCAUGCCAGCAAGAACAGACAGACCAAGGUCGGCCCUAAGGACUUCGAUUGGGCCAAGGACAAAAUAAUGAUGGGAGCCGAAGCGCGCAGCAGAGUUAUGCGGGAGAAAGAUAAGCUUCUUACCGCAUAUCAUGAAGCAGGACAUGCUCUUGUCGCUUACUUCUCUCCCGCUGCGACCCCCCUGUAUAAAAUUACUAUUGUUCCGAGAGGCAUGUCUCUGGGUACCACUCAUUUCCUCCCGGAAAUGGACAUCGUUUCACGGAAUUAUACUGAGUUUUUGGCGGAUAUCGACGUGUCUAUGGGUGGUAAGGCUGCUGAAGAACUUGUUUUUGGACCUGAAAACGUCACGAGCGGUAUAUCAUCGGAUCUUCAACAUGCAACCAACACCGCCUUCUCGAUGGUGACGCAAUAUGGGUACUCCAAGAAACUAGGCUCCAUCGACCUCGUUACAAACUACAAGACUUUAUCUUCGGAGACCAAGCAAGAAAUCGAAUCCGAAGUCAGACGUCUAGUCGAGGAAGCGAGUCGGCGUGCAACAGCAAUUCUCACAGAACACCGAAAGGAACUGGAGCUAUUAACCAAGGCAUUGAUGGAGUAUGAGACGUUGACGAAGGAGGAGAUGGAAAAGGUAUUGAGGGGAGAAAAGUUGGAUAAGCUUGAAUCGAUACCCAAAGCACCAAUUAUACUGCCCGAUGCACUGAUGGCGGCCGGAUUAAAGCCGACUGCUGGUGAAUCUGCCGCGCCAAAAUGA